Messenger RNA from Gambusia affinis (western mosquitofish), 1852 nucleotides. RefSeq names its product opsin-3-like. NCBI's taxonomy places the organism in Eukaryota, Metazoa, Chordata, Actinopteri, Cyprinodontiformes, Poeciliidae. The coding region runs from base 72 to 1286 and encodes 404 amino acids. The record is from RefSeq and is a predicted model, not a curated record. The transcript has 4 exons. Gene Ontology annotation, molecular function: G protein-coupled receptor activity. Gene Ontology annotation, biological process: G protein-coupled receptor signaling pathway; visual perception. Gene Ontology annotation, cellular component: photoreceptor outer segment; membrane.
UCAGAAAUGCCUUCGCCUCAUUAGUCGCCGUGGCCGCCCGGUGUGUUUCCGCCGCAGUGACACGGACUGCCAUGCUCGCGUCCAACGCGAGCCUCGGCGGCUGCGCGGAGUUCAACAGCGCCCUGUGCGCCGGAGCCGGGGAAGGGCAGCCGGGGGGCGGUUCGCUCCGGACCACCCUCAGCCCGACGGGGCACCUGGUCGUGGCCGUGUGCCUCGGCUUCAUCGGAGCGUUCGGACUCCUCAACAACCUGCUGGUGCUGGUUCUGUUCUGCCGCUACAAGAUGCUGCGCUCCCCCAUCAACCUGCUGCUGAUCAACAUCUCCGUCAGCGACCUGCUGGUGUGCGUGCUCGGGACUCCGUUCAGCUUUGCGGCCAGCACGCAGGGACGCUGGCUCAUAGGAGCGGAGGGAUGCGUGUGGUACGGCUUCGCCAACUCCCUCUGCGGCAUCGUGUCCCUGAUCUCCUUGGCUGUCCUCUCCUAUGAGCGCUACAGCACCAUGAUAACCCCGACCGAGGCCGACUCCUCUAACUACCGCAAGACCUCCCUCGGCAUCCUUUUGUCCUGGGUCUACUCUCUCUUAUGGACCCUUCCACCGCUCUUUGGCUGGAGCCACUACGGUCCAGAGGGCCCCGGAACCACCUGCUCAGUCGACUGGACAGCAAAGACGGCGAAUAACAUGUCUUACAUCAUCUGCCUGUUUGUGUUCUGCCUCAUCGGACCUUUCCUGGUGAUCGUCUACUGCUACGGGAAGCUGUUGUACGCCAUCAAACAGGUGAGCGGGAUCAACGCGUCGCUGAGCAGGAAGCGCGAGCAGCGCGUCCUGCUCAUGGUGGUGAUCAUGGUGAUCUGCUACCUGCUCUGCUGGAUGCCGUACGGGAUCAUGGCGCUGUUGGCCACCUUCGGGCCGCCCGGCCUGGUCACGCCCGAGGCGAGCAUCAUCCCAUCGGUCCUGGCCAAGACGAGCACCGUCAUCAACCCGGUCAUCUACGUCUUCAUGAAUAAACAGUUUUACAGAUGUUUCCAAGCCCUGCUGCACUGUGAAGCUCCUCGCAGAGGCUCCAGCAUUAAGAGCUCUUCCAAGGCCGCAACCAAAGCUGUGAAGGGAGUGACCGGCCCCCGCCGGACCAACGACUUGUUGUUUAUGGUCGCCUCUCUGGGCCAACCGGCGGCCACUGUACCCCAGCUGGACCCGUCCUGUGAACCGACCAUUGACCUCACCAAAGCCCCGUUGUCUUACAACCAACCUGUGGUUGUGGUUUCACUGGUGGCCCACUCUGAGGGCUGACACUUGGCUAUUGCCGUGAAAACGUCAAAUCCCUGUCCUGGAAAUCAUUAACAAUGUUGUAGGGCUGUGAACAUCAUCUCUGCCUCGGCCUGCCUGGUGGUAGACUGGUAACCAAGGGAAACCGUGAAAUGCCUCUGGAUAAUGUGAGCAAAAACCCACUGCAGUGAACACACAGAACCUUUGAGGCCUUUGUUAAUCUGCAGAGCACUUGACUUUUAAACUUCUCUUUCAAAUAAGCAUACAAGAAAAAAGGAGAAUUAUCUGGAUCAUUCAAAGGGCCUUAUGUGUUUUGAAGCUGAACAUUGACUGAGGUAUAUUUUUCGAAUGACUCAAAGUAUUUUAAAGUUUUGUUACUCAGAGGUAAAGUUUUCACAAAAUGUUUGAGCACAAGAAAAAUACUGUACAAAUUAUUUUAGACCUUUAAUUUUUUAAAGCUUUUAUCUUGCUGCAAUUUCGCAGAAGGACUUCAACCUGCAUCAAACAACCUGAUUCUAAAUAGGGACUUACUCUAUAUGUAGCACUGCUGAUGUAGCAUGCUAACAUUAAAGUUCCUCCGGUGCAACCUG